AUGGAAGAAGUGAGGAAGACCGCCGUCCAGAUGCAGAGUCCUAUCAAGACUGAAUGGAAUUCCCGCUGUGUCCUUUUCACCUAUUUCCAAGGGGACAUCAGCAGCGUAGUGGACGAACACUUCUCCAGAGCUCUGGGCAAUGUCAAGAGCCCCCAGGGACUCAGCCCUUCCAGCCAGAGCGGAGAUGUGAUCCUGAGGAAUGAUAGUGGCAUGCCUCCAAAUCAGUGGCGUUUCUCUUCUCAGUGGACAAAGCCACAGCCGGAAGUAUCUUUUGCAAAUGGUGCCGCCAGCUGCAGCUUGAGUGGAUCUGGUCCCAUGGCUGUGGAUCAGUAUCCAGUGUCCCUGACCGGGAGCCCUUCCAUUCAGCCUGGCGAGCCGAGGCAUUUCUCCUCCCUCGCCAGCUCCAGCUUCCCAGAGCUUGGCUACCCUCAUGCCUUUUCCACUGGGCACUCGGUUCCAGAGACCCAGCCUGAUGGGAAGUAUGAGCCCCUCCUAAGUCUCCUCCAGCCAGAGAGAUGCCUAACCCAUCCUCAGGAAUCUGCCUCGUGGGAGGAUGGCAACUCUGCCCAGACGGCCGGAAGCAUGGGAUUGCUCUUCAACCUGCCUUCCGGCUCAGCCCACAGUAAGGAAAUGCCUCCAGAUGCUUGGAGGAUUGCCUCUGAUUGGUUGUGGUUGAGAGUGAGUUGGCGUGAGAUGGGAUGUGAGGACGACUUGCUGCCACUCCAGCUACAGGGCUUCUGA
Molecule: messenger RNA, 741 nt
Organism: Aethalodelphis obliquidens (Pacific white-sided dolphin)
Lineage: Eukaryota; Metazoa; Chordata; Mammalia; Artiodactyla; Delphinidae
Gene: VGLL1
Product: vestigial like family member 1
Exons: 2
Coding region: 1-741 (246 amino acids)
Biological process (GO): regulation of DNA-templated transcription
Cellular component (GO): nucleus
Source: RefSeq, a predicted model, not a curated record